GCUUCUUCCGCCAAAAACACACUACACCAACAUCAAUAUAUCAUUUACCAUUUUGAUCUCCACCUCUUCUCACAUUAGGACGGCGUGGCCCAUCGCAAACUGCCUUGAAAUGUCCACAAAGAAUCUAGAACUAGACGCCGAGUAUGGAGCUUUCGCAUUUGACUACUACGUCCUGGACCAUUGGAAAGAGGAUUCUUUCGAGGAAAGUCAGCAACAAUGGGAGCGACUGGUCUGGGAUUAUCAAAGACUGUCUCUCAAAGAGCGUUAUAUAUACCACCAUCGCACUCAGCUAAUCCCCACCGGGGUACCCCCCACGCAUGUCAAAGUUCUCCGCACCCACCAGACCAUCUACGAGCGCAACCUGAGCAUCCCGAACUGCACGGGCAUACAAACCGUCUGGCUGCGAACGUGCUACGAUGCAGACCUUGCCGAAAAAUACGCAGACAUGAUGGCCGAGUCAUACAUCAUUGGGGACAAGGUCCUAGACGACCCCAUGAGGUAUGCCUUCGAGGAGAACUGGCGAAUGGUUCUCGUGCGUAUGCCCGGAAUUACGGAUUUUUGGGGUCUUUCUGACCAGAACGGCGAUGGAGCCAUGCUCAAGUAUCGCUCAAGAUUGGACGAUGGGGCGAUCCGGGCUCAGUACGAACGGAUUGAGGAUGCGGAUUUUCAGGCUCUGGCGCUCAAGGCGCUGGAAUUCCAGGCUUUGCUGUAUCUGGUGGACCGCGAGGCCAUUGAAAUGGGACUCAUCAAGCUACUCUGGCUGGAUGAACAUGGGUGCUGUGCUUGGGAGAAUCGGGUGGCCCCGGCGAGCAUGUACCAGUUGGCGGGCGCGCUUCUCGGUGCCACGAGUUUCUGGGAACUCACCCAAGGGAAUGCCACGCGAGGCUGUUUACUCGAACUAUAGAUUGUUGUGAGUAACCUAAUACCAUAUGGAGAUGAUCCCAG
Messenger RNA from Aspergillus candidus, 945 nucleotides. RefSeq lists its product as uncharacterized. Bases 110 to 904 code for a protein of 264 amino acids. NCBI's taxonomy places the organism in Eukaryota, Fungi, Ascomycota, Eurotiomycetes, Eurotiales, Aspergillaceae. The record is from RefSeq and is a predicted model, not a curated record. The transcript is spliced from 3 exons.